Neoarius graeffei (lesser salmon catfish) is the source of this 5688-nucleotide messenger RNA. RefSeq names its product SRY-box transcription factor 5 (gene sox5). Gene Ontology annotation, biological process: regulation of transcription by RNA polymerase II; positive regulation of chondrocyte differentiation; cell fate commitment. The transcript is spliced from 19 exons. The record is from RefSeq and is a predicted model, not a curated record. Lineage: Eukaryota; Metazoa; Chordata; Actinopteri; Siluriformes; Ariidae. Bases 292 to 2619 code for a protein of 775 amino acids. Gene Ontology annotation, molecular function: DNA-binding transcription factor activity, RNA polymerase II-specific; RNA polymerase II cis-regulatory region sequence-specific DNA binding. Gene Ontology annotation, cellular component: nucleus.
UCAUCAUCAUCCCUGAGCGCGCGCAGACAAAAUAAGAAAAAAAAGACCCCAUCCUGAGAGCUGAGAGUUUCCUCCUGCGGAUAAACCGAGCGGCUGUUCGCAGGAUUCAUGCGUCCACCGAUGGCUCAGUGGUGUGAAGACAGGCUCCCGUCUCCGUCUCACUGUUAGUAGUUGAGUUGAAUUAAACUCCAGAAAGUUCUACAGACUCGACCUCAGAGAAGAGAUCAGUCCAGCAAAGGGUUCACAGACUCAUCCUGCUGUUGAACACACACUCUCACACACCAACGGGGAAUGAAGCCCACUGAAUCUGAAGACAGGAUGUCUUCCAAGCGACCAGCCUCUCCAUAUGGGGGAACAGAUGGAGAGAUAGUCAUGGCAACGAGCAGACAGCGAUUGGACGAUGAUGAGGUUGACGGACAUGCUGUCAUUCACCUGCCCCUGAGCUCAUACUGCAGCUCGCCGCGCGCCCCGGACAGCCCACCCACACUACACAGCAGCACGGAGCAGGAGAGCAGUAAAGGCCUGGCCCUGAGCCCAUACCCUCAGCACAACUCUUCUACCUCACCCAGUAAACAGCAGCAGCAGGACGAGGGCUUGGGUUCAGUCACGGCUCUGGGAACGCCGGAGAGGCGUAAAGGCAGUCUGGCCGACGUGGUGGACACGCUGAAGCAGCGCAAGAUGGAAGAGCUGAUCAAAAGCGAGCCUGAGGAGGCCCCCAGCAUUGAGAGGCUUCUGUCCAAGGAUUGGAAGGACAAGCUGCUUGCGAUGGGCUCCGGUCACGUUGGAGAGAUCAAAGGUACUCCAGACAGCCUGGCGGAGAAGGAGAGGCAGCUGAUGGGGAUGAUCAGCCAGCUGAGCAGCCUGAGGGAGCAGCUGUUAGCCGCCCACGAGGAGCAGAAGAAGCUGGCCGCCUCGCAGAUCGAGAAACAGAGACAGCAGAUGGAGCUGGCCAAGCAGCAGCAAGACCAGAUUGCUCGACAACAACAGCAGCUUCUGCAGCAACAGCACAAAAUCAACCUCCUGCAGCAACAGAUCCAGCAGGUCCAGGGUCAGCUGCCACCUCUGAUGAUUCCUGUUUUCCCUCCAGAUCAGAGGACUCUGGCAGCAGCCGCAGCCCAGCAAGGAUUCCUCCUGCCCCCAGGCUUCAACUACAAACCCGGCUGCAAUGAUCCAUACCCCCUUCAACUCAUCCCAACCACCAUGGCAGCUGCUGCAGCUGCCUCACCCGGCCUCGGCCCCCUUCAGCUUCAGCAGCAGCUGUAUGCAGCUCAGUUGGCAGCCAUGCAGGUAUCUCCGGGGUCCAAGCACAGCACCAUGCCCCAGCCCAACCUGGCAGGAGGAACACACUCGCCUACCAGUGGCCAGAGCGAGAAGAGCAGGAGCAGCCCACCACCCAAGGCCAAGGACGAGGGCGCUCAGCCCCUGAAUCUGUCAUCCAAGCCUAAGACAUCCGAGAGCAAGUCACCCACCUCCCCCGCUUCCCCACAGGUCCCUGCCAUGAAGCUGGGUCCCGGAUCUGUGAAGCACAGUGCCCCCUCAAGCAUCGGAGGACCUCCGCCCAGAGUCAGCUCCAUAGACCUGCUGUCGUCCAUCACUUCCGGAGGCUACCUGAACGACCACGAGGCCGUGAGCAAGGCUUUCCAGGAGGCACGGCAGAUGAAGGAGCAGCUGAAGAGAGAGCAGCAGGUCCUGGAUGCCAAGGUGGCAGCAGUGAACAGCCUCACCCUCAACAACGGACGCUCAGAGAAGGAGAAAGCGGCUCUUGAAAACCUGAGUCAGCAGAUGAAGCAGUCCGAGGAGAACAAGUUCACACACGCCAUGAUGGACUUCGGCAUGAGCGGCGACUCCGACGGAAGCCCCAGCGUGUCAGAUUCAAGGAUUUUCCGCGAGGCUCGAGGUCGUGGUAACAGUGAACCGCACAUCAAGAGGCCCAUGAACGCCUUCAUGGUUUGGGCAAAAGACGAGAGGAGGAAAAUCCUGCAGGCUUUUCCUGACAUGCACAACUCCAACAUCAGCAAAAUCCUCGGUUCUCGCUGGAAGGCGAUGACUAAUCUGGAGAAACAGCCGUACUACGAGGAGCAGGCGCGUCUCAGCAAGCAGCACCUGGAGAAAUACCCCGACUACAAGUACAAGCCCCGCCCCAAGCGCACCUGUCUGGUGGACGGCAAGAAGCUGCGUAUCGGCGAGUACAAGGCCAUCAUGCGCAGCCGCAGGCAGGAGAUGCGUCAAUACUUCACUGUGGGGCAGCAGGCCCAGUUACCGCUCUCCUCAGGGGGCGUGGUCUACCCCGGCGCUCUCUCCAUGGCUGGUAUGCCGUCUCCUCAGAUGCCAUCCGAGCACUCGAGCAUGUCCAGCAGCCCCGAGCCGGCUCCGCCCACCGGCCCACCCUCGUACCUCAGCAUCAGCAAAGGGGAUGAGCCCCGAAUCAAGGAGGAGGUGCUCCGGAUGGACGAGAGCAACGGCGACGCCUACGACGAUUUUGAUUACGAGGAUGAGGAUGGAGACUUCGGCAGCGACAGCGAAAACCACGUCGCACAGACUCAGAAAGAGCCACGCCCACAUCCCCCCGCCCUCCUCCCUGAUACCAGCAGCAGUAAAGCACAGGACGCAUCAGAGUAACUGUUACAUUAAACAAGAACAUCGGAUGGCACGAGCGAACACAUCUCCAGUAAGCUACAGGAAGGAAGAUAUGACAUGAUAUGAUAAGGAAACUUUCUCUCUCUCUCUCUCUCUCUCUCUCUCUCUCUCUCUCACACACACACACACACAUACACACACACACACACACACACACACAAACAAAACUUAUGAAAAUAAUUUUAAAAAAAAAACAGGACCUGUUCGUUGGCCUGUCACUUUAAAACAGUGGACCUGCUCGUCUAUAAAGAGACUUUUUUCUGGGUUCUAUAAUAUUCUCACUCAGGUACACGGUGCCAACAAGUGGCUUGUGAAUGUGAUUUGUUGUUUUUGUGCUUACGGUUUUAAUAGAGAUAAAAGGAAAGAAAAAAACUUUUAUUUUCCUGGUUUUGACGUUUUAAAAAAAAAGCACCAGAUAGGAGUAACAUUUUACUUUUGAUUAUUUUUGUUUUAUUUUUAAGGAUUUCCUGCUUGUGUUAGGUGUUAAACCCCUUUGCUGAAUCCUGUAUCUCUGUCUCUCUCUCUCUCUCUCUCUCUCUCUCUCUCUCUCACACACACACUUUUUUUCAUGCAUGAAUGGACGGAGUUUGAAGGCUGCGUUUUGCUCAUGUACACUUUUUUCCAGCACUUAUGAAAUCCAGUGACCCGUAUACACUGUUCAGAUCAGUUUUUAUUAAAUUACACACACACACACACACACACACACACACAUUGCAAUCCAUGAAUAGGCCUAAUGCGAGGCAGCAGGAUGGAAAUAAAAGCAUCGUGUUCCUGUGAGAACGCACAAACUGCAAAAUAGAGAUCCAGCCUCUGCACUCCGUCUCGCUCCCUCGGUUCUGUAUCUAAACAGACUGUUUUUGCCAUUAUGGAGAACGCAGAGCCUCACGGUUCCAAGAGAAACAGAGAUGGAGAACAUGUGAGAGGGAAAAUCUCCGUAGACGAGAGUUUGGCACUGAACAGAGAGAGAGAGAAUGAUGGAGGGCUUUUAUAGACGCCCACAUUAUGCUUAAGCAAGGAAACCUCCAGAGCACUGAGGAAUUGUGUGUGUGUGUGUGUGUGUGUGUGUGUGUGUGUGUGUGUGUGUGUGUGUGUGUAAUUAACCCCUCAUUGAUAUCCCUUCCUUUAAUUCUCCUCACUCCGCCCUUCCACACAACAUUACUCUUAUCACUUUACUUCCUGUUGCCUGAUAGGGACCGGGUUGCCACGGCAAUGCUUUGACUGAUAGCUAUCUCACUACACUCAAGCGCCAUCUCAUCAUCCUCAUCAUCCUCAUCUCCACUGCAACACGCCACACUCUCCGAGCAUCCUGAUUGGUCGACACCUGAUCUCACAGUUCCACUCCUACAGCCCCGCCCCCUCUAUUUUUUUUUUAUUUUAAUAAAAAAGCAUAAGGUACUGACGCAGUGAGGUCUGUGCUCUUGUAUCGUGUGUCCUGCCCUGCAUGUUUUUUUUCCAUUUAUUUCUGCUGAUUUUUAUUUUCCGUCACUCUGCUGUCAGAAUCGUGGCUGUUUGAAGGAGGAGCGAGCGCUUGGAGUUUUCACUCUCUGCAUGUCGAAAUGUUUUAUUUUGUAUUUGAAUACUGUAUUUUAAUUUUUUAUAUAUAUUCAGACUGCCUCUAGUGUAAAAAAUAAUAUUAUUAACAAUAAUUAUAAAGAUUGUCAGCUUGUUUGGGUAUUUUUUUUCCUUAGUAAGUUAUGUAUAGUAUAAUUUAUUUUUCUCUUCUUCUUCUUCUUGGUUGUUGUUUUUUUAUUAUUUACAUUAUAAAAAAGACUGCUUUAUAAAGCACUGUUAUAUUUAGCUGGUAGGUUUGUAGAUCUAAUUACUCUGUGCUUUACCUUUUUUAAAUUGAUUUAUUUUGAGUUUAUUAAUCCUGUUUCAAUGCUGGUGAAUCUCAGAAAUUAUCACAAUGAACUGCUGAAAUGAAGGAUUUUUUUGUUUUUGUUUUUUGUCAUCAUGAACUCCUGAACCCGUUUCUGAAAGCACUAGGACUCUGGACAUUCAGAGAAAGAAAGAAAAAAAAACACGAAGAAUAUCACUUUUUUGUAUUUUUUAUUAUUAUUGUUGUUAUUAUUUCUAAUGGUUUUAUGUACAAUGUGAAAUUUUCUAUCUCUUUCAUUCCUCCUUGUUUUCUCAAUGAUUCACAUUUUUCAAAACCCUGAUAUCAGACGAUGAAGACGUUCAGCGUGUUUACUGGGAUUUGAGACUCGGAGGAACCUCACUGGUCCCAAAAAAAAAAAAAAAAACAUAUUUUUUACACAGUCCUUCAGUCUGGAUAUGUUAAAUCUGAAGAAGCUCAUGGUUUUAUUAUUUUUGUUUGUUUAGUUGGUUUUUUUUGUUGUUUUUUAAUCAGUGAUGCUCCACCGAGUGUCUCAUAUCAGAUAUCUAAUCUCUACAGGAUGCCAUGAUGGAUUUGUUUUAGCUCCACACCAUGCCCGAACGUUUUAAAAUCAUGACGUUAACGUUUCCAUCCUGUUGUGUAUUAUUAUUAUUAUUAUUAUUAUUAUUAAUUAUUAUUAUUAUUAUUAUUGUUGUUGUUGUUGUUAUUGUUAUUGUUUCAAUCACAAUCAGGACCCUUUACAAUCAGACACAGAAUGAAGGACAGGGUCGAAAGCUGUCAAUCAUUUAUUAUAUCUAAAGCAUGACAUUUUUGCUAUGAAUAAUAACAGAUAAGACAAUCAAAGUCAUGGGUGGAGCUCAAAACAGAAGUGAAAAUUAAAACUAACACACACACACACACACACACACACACACACACGCGCAUUCUUUUUAAAAAUCCUACCAUCUCAACUUGAAAAAUCGCUAAAAGAUAAUUAUGUAAAUAUAACAUAGAGGUAUAGAUUUAUAUUUUGUUCAUAACACAGUGUAAUAUAAGUUGUAUAUUUCUUUUUUCCCCUUUUAUUGAUGUUAUUCAUGCCACAUUUUAAAAACCGAGAGUUAAUGUACUCUUACACACACAAAAAAAGCCGUGGGUUGCCACCAUCUGUUCUGAGUUGACGUUUUUCAGUAUUAUUGCCGGUUGAGGCUCUAAUAAAGACAGCAAUGUGUUCUGUA